Symbiodinium pilosum is the source of this 959-nucleotide messenger RNA. Lineage: Eukaryota; Dinophyceae; Suessiales; Symbiodiniaceae. The record is from the annotation of a GenBank genome assembly.
AUGCAGAGACCCCAUGACCUGACCGAUGAUCAAGCUGCAAAGUAUCUACCAGGCCGGCCAAAGACAGAUUGCCUCUUCCCUGCCAGUACAGUUCCUGUGGCAGCUUCUAUCCUUCCUGGGCUUAUUGCUGACCUGGAGUCUCUCCAGCCAAAAGCCGCGCUGAUUGCAUAUGAUCCGUUCUUGCCGCAAGGCUUCGUUGCCGCCCAGCACCUAAAGCUCCCAUCAGUCAGCUUACUAAGCUACACCGGCCCUGGGGUGGUUAGCUGCAAGCCCUCUGUCACUCUGCAGUGGGAGACGAACCCGGCAGUGCAGAUGGGGGCACAAGAAAUCCGGGAGUGCUACAACAUAGACAUCUUCGAACAGGGGACUGUUGGUGAGUUUUACUCACCGGAUCGAAACACCGUCACAACCUUUGAGCGAUUGUUUGCACCUCCAGUGUCAGAGGUGCAGAAGAAGCGCCUGGGGCAUCUGUCCUUCCGCUGCAUUGGGCCUAUGUUUACUUCGGAUGCUGAACGGAUUUCCCACGCCUGGGCUUCGGACGAACAGCUCGCAAAGGAGUUGCCCUGGCAGGCCAUUGACCAAGCUCGCGAUCAGUCCAAGCGCGUCGUUUACGUUUCGAUGGGCACUGUGGCAACCUCGUCGUUUUGGGCUAGGAAGUUUGGUCCCGUUGCGGAGGAGAGUGGUCUGCAAGACUUUAGUGGCAAGGAGUUCGUCCAUUUCGUGCUUAAGGCAGCCUUUGAAGCAUUCGAGCAUGAGGAUGACAUCUUGGUAGUGGCCACCAUAGGUCCACAAGCAGAUGCGCUCAAUGAACUUCCAUCUCCACCGCAGAAUUUCAUCCUGCAAGAGGUUGUCCCCCAGUUGCAGCUCCUUCGAAAGUGCGACGUCUUCGUUACGCACGGUGGCGCAAACAGCAUACACGAGGCUUUGGGGCUGGGUCUGCCCUUGGUGGUUGUGCCCAU